CUACAGAUCGCGUGGACAGUCCAGCAGGUCUUCGUCGUGCCCUACCUAUCGUCACUCGGCGUACCAGACACCCAGAUGCCCAUCUUCGUCAUGUCGGGGCCCUUGGCAGGACUCGUCAGCCCACCCAUCUUUGCGGCCCUCAGCGACGUCUAUCAUGGCGAGCGCAAGCCGUUCAUCUUCCUCGGCGGCCUGGGCACCAUCGUUUUCUUCCAGCUCCUUGCCGCCGCUCAACCUCUCGCAGGACUGUUGACCCACGGCCGCAGCGAAACGGCAACGACGCACAUCAUCGCCGGACUGAGCAUUUACGCCCUCAACUUUUCUAUCCUGCCGCUGCAGAUGGGCCUCCGCGCGUCCGUGGUCGAUCAUUUUGGCCCGCACCAACAACCCAACGCAAGUUUGUGGAUAAGCCGCUUUUCAGUCCUGGGUUCCAUC
This is a messenger RNA of Aplosporella prunicola CBS 121167, 432 nucleotides long. RefSeq lists its product as uncharacterized. Gene Ontology annotation, molecular function: sucrose:proton symporter activity. The transcript has a single exon. NCBI's taxonomy places the organism in Eukaryota, Fungi, Ascomycota, Dothideomycetes, Botryosphaeriales, Aplosporellaceae. The record is from RefSeq and is a predicted model, not a curated record. Gene Ontology annotation, cellular component: membrane. The annotation marks the transcript as partial.